Molecule: messenger RNA, 474 nt
Organism: Uncinocarpus reesii 1704
Lineage: Eukaryota; Fungi; Ascomycota; Eurotiomycetes; Onygenales; Onygenaceae
Exons: 3
Coding region: 1-474 (157 amino acids)
Source: RefSeq, a predicted model, not a curated record
AUGAAGUUGUCUCUUCUGGUCCUUGCAUCUCUCGGCAGCCUCGCCUCUGCGAGUUUCGCCAAAACCUGUGUCGAUAUCCAUUUGUUCCAUUGGUAUCUCGGGGCACGAUGCAGGGUCGGGGGCGAACCUGGCACCCGCCAGACUUCGAUAGACUUGAACUACUGCUUCAUGAAUGACAAUGGACGGAUCGUGCCUAAGUCAAGGGGCUUUUUCUGGAACUCGUGCAAAGGUUGUACACUACGGCCGGGAGCCAAGUUGUUAUGCAAGUGUCGGCAACGAAAUGGCAAGUGGAUGUUCAACGAAAAUGAUCUGACAUAUAUUUCGAAUAACUAUGGACGUCUCCAAUGCGGUGACCAGAGGGGAAAAUUCUCACUCGAGGGUUCGGACGACUAUGGGACGCUAUUGAACAAUGGGACCGUGUUGAACAACGGAACAAUGGCGAACAACGCUACAAAUGUGACAUCCGGUCAUUAG